Messenger RNA from Papilio machaon (common yellow swallowtail), 1746 nucleotides. Its product is annotated as fatty acyl-CoA reductase wat. Bases 48 to 1709 code for a protein of 553 amino acids. Gene Ontology annotation, cellular component: peroxisome. The transcript is spliced from 11 exons. The record is from RefSeq and is a predicted model, not a curated record. Lineage: Eukaryota; Metazoa; Arthropoda; Insecta; Lepidoptera; Papilionidae. Gene Ontology annotation, biological process: long-chain fatty-acyl-CoA metabolic process. Gene Ontology annotation, molecular function: alcohol-forming very long-chain fatty acyl-CoA reductase (NADP+) activity.
UAAACAUCCUGUGUUUACAUCAUAGUUUUAACUUUAAAUUGAAAAUAAUGUGUGUAGUUUUGUUCAGUCUACGUCCUAAAGGCAGCCUUAACGUUUUUGACCCUUCAAAGUUUUGCGUUACAAAUAUAGAUAUGGAAUCCAUGUUAGCUUUGGAAAGAGAAGCGCAGGAUCAUCAGCACGAUGUGGCAAAAAUCAUCGCGAGCGGAGCAUCCGACGUGGAAAAGUUCUAUGCUGGUUCCAACAUAUUUCUUACCGGCGGCACGGGUUUUAUCGGAAAACACAUAAUUGAGAAGCUUUUUAGAUGUUGUAAUGUGAAUAAAGUUUAUUUAUUAUUACGAUCAAAAAAGGGAAAAACUGUACAGCAACGAAUUGAUCAAAUUCUAAAAGACCCUGUUUUUGAAAGUUUACAAAAAUAUAAACCAGAUUUUGUGACGAACAUAAUACCAAUUGAGGGAGACAUUAGUGAAAAGGAGCUAGGUAUUGGAGCUGAUGAUCGGAAUAUCAUUACCGAGCAGGUAAACGUUAUAAUCCAUGCAGCUGCAAACGUAAAUUUUAACGAGAAUGUGAAGGCCGCAACGCUGAUCAACGUUCGAGGAAUCAGAGAGAUAGUUCGCCUAGCUAAAUGUUGUAAACAACUUAGGUCUAUAGUUCACGUAUCGACAGCAUACAGUCACGCCUCUAAGAGUCGAGUGAGACAAGCAGUGAAAGAACAAUUCUAUGACAGUCCUAUACCACCAAAUGCUAUUAUAGAGAUGGCCGAAACUAUUGAAAAAAACAAGUUAGAAAAUAUGAUGCAACAACUAUUAGAAGACUAUCCAAAUACAUACACAUUUAGUAAAGCAGUGGCGGAAGAAGUCAUAAGAACUGAAGCACGAGGCUUACCUAUUUGUAUUGUUCGACCAUCUAUCGUCAUAAGUUCAUACCGAGAACCGUUGCCAGGCUGGGUUGAUCCAUGGAAUUUAAACAGCCCCAGUGGCUUCGUUUUGGGAGCUUAUACAGGAAUAAUUCAUGUCGCAAGAAGCACUGGUGAUGUAGUCAUAAGUUUUGUUCCAGUUGACAUAGUCACAAAUACAAUAUUAGUGGCUGCUCAAGAGAACGCAAAACGACAGCCAGACUUAGACAAUACUAAAAUUUAUAACGUAACGAAUAAUAGAAAUCCAUUACUUUGGGGACAAUACAUUAAAAUCAAUAAUACAUCUGGGAGAAAUCUGAUAUCUUCACGGGCAAUAUGGUACUGUUUUUUUAUAGAAACACCUUAUAAACUUCUAAGUGUACUACUUUUUUGGCUUUUACAUUUUGUUCCUGCAUUUCUUGUGGACAUUGCGUGCAAAUUAAUAGGAAAACGUCCAAUACUGAUACAAACUUAUAAAAAGAUAUACAAGUUGACAUCAGCGUUAGAAUUUUUCAUGAACAAUGAAUGGAAAUUUCAAGACGAUAACACGCUCAAUCUUUACUUAAACCUGUCUAAUAUUGAUCGAGACAUUUUCAACUGUGAUAUGGCAACAAUUGACAAUAAAGAAAUGACACACCUUUGGGCGUAUGGUGUUCGGAAGUAUAUUAUAAAGGAUGUUAAUGUUAAAAAUGCUGAUCAAGUUGCAAGAAAGCAAUUUUUGUUGAAAAUAGUGACAUAUUUCAUAUUAGUUUUGUAUAUUUAUGUGUUCUAUAAGAUUAUAAUGACUGGCUACUCGAUAUUUACUAAAUUUGUAUAAGUUCGUUGUAUUUUGAUAAUUGAUAAUUAUUUGAACA